Messenger RNA from Brassica rapa (field mustard), 4706 nucleotides. RefSeq lists its product as uncharacterized. The record is from RefSeq and is a predicted model, not a curated record. Lineage: Eukaryota; Viridiplantae; Streptophyta; Magnoliopsida; Brassicales; Brassicaceae.
CUUUUCUUUCUUCCUCUCACGACGACAUCUACUUCUCCGUCGUCUGAGUUCUCUGUCACAGCCAUCGUCGUCAAGACCUCUGCCACAGCCGCCGUCGACAACUCCUCUGUCACAACUGCCGUCGACAACUCCUCCUUCACAGCCGUGGUCGACACCUCCUCCUCAAGUCGCAAUCGGCUUUGAUUUGGGUAGGAGAUGAAUCCCAAUUUCAACUGUACGGUUUCUUCUUCGGAUAUAAGAAAGUAUCCUCGUCGUUUGUAUGAGGUUGGGAAAACCCCAGUUCAGAGUAGGAGCAUGAACCAUAGUUGUUAUCUCUCCAACAUUCAAACCGUGAGAGAAGAACUUGGGGAAGAUGUUUGGUCUGAGUUGAGGGAAUCAGCUAUUGGAGUUAUUGUGAAGCUGAAAGAGCUGCCUUAUAUUUGGUCUGCGAAAGUUGUUCACCAUUUUCUUGCCAAUCAAUUGGCAAUUGAGAGCAGUCAUGAGAUUUGGUCUUUGAUAGAUGAUUUUAUGCCAUUGCGUUUCUCUUUGUAUGAGUUUGGAGAGAUUACAGGUCUGAAUUGUGAUCCUUUCGACAAGCAUGACGUUUGGGAUGUUGACCAUCAAGAGUUUUGGCUGGAGAUGAACAUUCCGACAUCAGAUGGACCUACAUUGCUAGAGUUGCAAGCCAUAUUGCCGAUUUGCAGAAACUGGCCUCGAGAGAAGCGAGUGAUGAUUGGUUUGUUGUGUCUGCUAUCCAUUGGAAUAUUUGGCAUUUCAAGCAACAGCAGAAUUCCUUUGCAUUGUGCUAAAAGGGUGAUGGACACUGCAGCUUUCCAGCGAUAUCCAUGGGGCCGUAUUGGAUUUAGCAGCCUUGUCGAUUCCAUUAAAGUACUCACAUAUGAAGCAGAGAAGAGUUACACACUUCACGGCUGUGUUCAUGUGCUGUUAAUAUGGGUUUAUGAGUCUGUCCCUGGUUUAGGAGAAAUAUAUGGGAAUCGGAUUGAUGGAGCUGAUGUUCCUCUUCUGUCAUGGAAGGGAUCUCGUACGCGUAUAAAUUUUUCAGAUUUUUGUGCCCAAGAAAAGAGAAAAUAUCCAAAGGUUCGUGUGAGGCAUAUGAUUAUGAAGCCAGUGGAGGAUAUAUAUCCGAAGUGGGACAAUGAUAAAAUCUAUACUGAUCUGGACAACAUGAUAAAAGACAUCCUUAAUGGUCAGCUAAAUGAGAAGUUUUGGGAUGCAGUGCCCACUACCAAAUGCCAGAAGAGAAAAAAUGGUGUUGCCGCAUCUGUUGUUCCAAACCAGAGGCCUUCUACUAUGCGAAGAAAAGACAAAGAACCUGCUGAUGGAAGUGAAGCAUCUGAUAUGGUAUGUACAAAAUGUUCUUGUAGUUAGUAAUAGAAAAAUGUCUUUUUUUUAAUUUAUUUUGUUAAUGACAUGCGGUGAUUGCGGUGUGUACUCUUUGAUGUACAUUGAAUGUCUAGCUCUUGGACGUAACUUUGAUGGCUUGAAUGAUCAAUAACACAAUUGCACUUGAAGUUGGCAGGAGAUAUUUAUGAGGAGGUGACUAAGACAGCCGAAUAGUUUGGUUUCUAGCUUUAGAGAUGUAACUUGAUGUUUUUUUGGUUUUAGACGGAUGUAUAACUUGAUGGUUUUUGGCUUUAGCGGAUGUAUAACUUGAUGGUUUUUGGCUUUGCGUUUAUGAGGAUGUGUUUUGUUUAAAGUAAAAUCUAAUAUACUAUAAAACCAUGAGGUGGUUCUUUACUCGGGAAUGUAAAGCAUAAUCAACUUAUUUUCUAGAAAAUAAAAUGGCAAAGGGACACCAAGGCAAAUGCUUUGGAUUCGUCCUCUUACUAUGCUUCUUCAGUUCAACUUUCGCACGCAGGAUUCUUAAGGAUCUAGACCAUGGUUAAAUAGUUCUGAUAUAUUUUUUAAAAAAACUUAAUAGGAAAUGAACUAAAUAGUAAUGAAACACCAAAAGAGUAUACCAAGAAACUAAAUAGAAUACUCAUCACUUAAGAGGACAUGUUGUAGAAUUGUGUCCCACAUGGUUACAAAUUCUACAUGUGUGUUCCUUCCUUGGCCGCUUCUUGUCUGCAACUUUCUCCAAAAUAGAUUUAUGUCUUGAUUUUUUGGGUCUUCCCGGUGGUUGGCGGACAUCAGGCGGCAAACAGAUCCUCUUUGCAACUUCUUCUGGAAUUGGAACAUCAGCUGCAUUGGGCAUAACAGGAGUGAAAUAUGCAUUGUAAAGGUACUGCGUCCGAUAGUACUUGUGACAAAGUGAUAUACGUGAUAUCUUUCUAGCUUCCGCAGCAGCUAUAGCAUGAGCACAUGGUAGCUUCUCCAAAUCAAAUCUACGGCAAGAACAUGUUUUUUCUGUAAGGUUUACAACAUGUAAAGAUGAGACUCCCAUCACUUGUGACUGAUGAAUGUCGAUAGCUUGAACCUUUAAUAGAUUAGCAAUAGGUAUACGGCCCUGAAAAUGGUAAAGUAUUGUUAUUAGAAACCAGUCUACCGAAAUAAAAAAAUUGAUUAUAUAUUACCUCCAACAACUUCUCCACACCACGAGUCAGAGAAGUUUUCAUCAAGUCAGCAUCAUGUUUUCUUGUUGCAAACCAACGUGUCAUCAUUAAUCAGAUAGACUCUAAAAGGCGAACAAUUGGCAAGCUUCUCACAUCUGACAAAGCUCUGUUUAUGGAUUCAGCUAUGUUACUUGUAAGGAUGUUAUAUCUAUCACCUCUAAAAUGCGCUCGAGCCCACUUACACACAUCAGCACGUUCCAAAUAUGCAUGUAAAUCUGGAUUUAACCCUUUAAUCGUCUCGAAGCUUGCUUCAAAGUCAGCUAACCUAAAAGAGUACGCAGCUUUUUUGACCAAACCAAACAGAUCACGUCCUCUGUACCGUAAUAAGAUGUUCUUAUAUAAGUGGUACGUGCAAAUUCCCGUGCUAGCCAACGGAUAGACCACUGAAAUUGCCUUCCUUAUUGACUUGUGCCUGUCAGAAAUUAAUGCCAAUCCUUCAUCAUCGGGUAUCACACGGCUGAGUUGACGGAAGAACCAUGUCCAUGAUUCAUCAUUCUCUGUGUCAACCACAGCAAAUGCUAUUGGAAAUAUCUGAAAAUUACCAUCCUGUGAUGUUGCAAUGAGAAGCGUUCCUUUGUAUUUUCCUUGCAAGAAAGUACCAUCAACCACCACAACCUUUCUCAUAAAUGGGAAGCCAGUAAUGCUAGCGCUGAAUGCAAGGAAUAAGUACUUAAAUCUAUUGUUUGCAUCAACUUCCAGUCGAGCUAAGGUCCCAGGAUUUACCAUUCUAAUCUUGUGCAGGUAAGAAGGUAACUCCUCAUAUCCAUUCUCCGAUGAACCCAUUACGAGAUCUCUAGCAACUAUAAGUGUACGAUGAGAUUUCCAGUAAUCCAUCUGCGAUAUACAAUAAACAGCACCAAGGUCAAAAACAAGUAAGGUCAGAUAAGACAUUAGAUUCAAUGUAAAAAGCGUAGUCAACAAACCUUGAUUCCGAAGCUCAUGUUCAUAGCACUCUCAACAUGACGUGGUAAAGUAGUUCGAUCAACCCCACCAAUAUAGUCUUUGUACAAGAGGCCAAGAAUUUCAGGAGUAGCUUGUCGAGAACGAGACGAACGCUCUGUUACUGAGCAGGAAUGUUCAUCUACAUAUACUCGGAUUGUGAACCUUGAAGAUUCACCUACUGGUGUAGCUCUAAGCUUCCACGUACAUCCUUUUACCCAACAUUUUACAAACCACAGCGUAGGGGUAGAUUUAUCCACAUCAAAAUCGAAUUUGUGGACGACUGAACAGAUCUUCAGACGUGUAGCCAAUGCAUCUUUUGAAUCAAAACUCUGCCCCACUUCCAGUUUGAAAGAGCUCAAGUCGAACCUAUUAUGCGUACAAUCUCCUUUUGGUGUCUUUAGGACUGUCGCUGAACUCAUCUUUGUAGGAGAUCCCUGACUCUCUUGUACUUGGUCUGGCGGAAACCCAUAUGAGGUAAAGUUUUCGUCAUGAGACGUUGCUCCAUCAGAAUCGUUGCAGUAAUCAAAUCGAUCAUUGUCUUCAUCUGAAUCUUCAUCCUCUGCCAACAAUGGGUCAUCUUUUUGCAGGAAUUCUUCUGGUUCUUUGCUAGCUUCUUCAACCUCUUUUUUCUUCAGUUUAAACUCUACACAGAGUCUAACGUUUUCGACUUUGUGAAGACACAAAAAUACAUGAAAUUGCCUAUCGUUUCUUACUUUCACAGGAGGGGUAUCGAGGUUUUCCUUGACCAGUUUAGGUUUUGGCAAAACGUACGUUAGCUCCAACUCGUGUUCUGCGAAAUCAACUUCAUAAUCCUCAUAUAUGGUUUUCACAAAAUCUUCAUAUCUAGUUUCCUCGUUAGCUGCAAGUAAUUUACUACCUUGAUCAUUAUCCACUUCAAAUAACCAUUUUUUUCUUUCAAAUUUCCACUUUCCACAGACCAGAAUGAUGUGAUCCAUGUUUCUCCAACCAAUAAGGAUUGCAACAAGUGUUUAAAAUAGAAUGAAAAGAAACAACUUGAAAAGGAAGAGAAGAGGGAUGAAAGAGAUGACGACAAGUACAAAAUUUUCUCUAAUUCUGAGUUUAAUUAACCUAAAAACUAAACCAGAUUCGGAAUUAUUAGUAAACCGGGUCGAAAUUAAAAUUGUUGUUCAUAAACCCAGAUUUUCGUUAAUAAAUCUGCCGCAACAUAAACAAAAAGUCUGCUAUCAC